This is a messenger RNA of Elaeis guineensis (African oil palm), 2881 nucleotides long. Its product is annotated as phenylalanine ammonia-lyase 1. The record is from RefSeq and is a predicted model, not a curated record. Gene Ontology annotation, molecular function: ammonia-lyase activity. NCBI's taxonomy places the organism in Eukaryota, Viridiplantae, Streptophyta, Magnoliopsida, Arecales, Arecaceae. Gene Ontology annotation, biological process: L-phenylalanine catabolic process. Gene Ontology annotation, cellular component: cytoplasm.
CUUGGCGCUCCCCCCUGCGUGCCCACCCACCACGCUCACCCUCCCAGCGCCGCCAAAUCAGCCGUCCAACUCCACCAUCCUUCAGCGGCGCAGAUUCCUCCUCAAGCAUCUCCUCCUCCCAUCCAACCACCCCAACUCCAGGCCCCUCUAUUUAAGCCUAUCCAAAUCACCCAGCAAGAGUCGGGAGCUCUGAAUUAAUAAUGUCCUCUGGAGCUCCACACUUUCACACCAUUCUACAUUAAUUGGCCUCCGCGUUUUAGCUUCUCAAUACUGGCAUACUGUCUCGGGAGCUAGCUAAUUAGCCUGCAAGAAUUACUAGAUAGCUAGUAGCUAAUCGUUAUUGUUGCGGUGGAAGCUUGUUGUUAGCCUCGAUCGAUCAGUUUGUUAGUUGUGCCAUGGAGAACUGCAAUGCUAACGGCUUCUGCCUGCCAGACCCUCUGCGAUGGGCCGAGGCCGCCGAGGAGCUGAGCGGGAGCCACCUCGAUGAGGUCAAGCUCAUGGUGGAGGAGUACAGGAAGCCUCUGGUCAGGCUGGAAGGCGCCACGCUGAGGAUCUCUCAAGUGGCCGCCGUGGCGACGAGCAAGUCGCCCGUGACGGUCGAGCUCUCGGAGGCCGCCAGGGACGGCGUCAAGGCCAGCAGCGUGUGGGUGAUGGAGAGCAUGAGCAAGGGCACCGAUAGCUAUGGGGUCACCACUGGCUUUGGUGCAACCUAUCACAGGAGGACCAAGCAAGGAGGUGCCCUUCAGAUGGAGCUCAUCAGAUUCCUCAAUGCCGGAAUAUUCGGCGCAGGCCCGGAAUCGGGACACGCAUUGCCGGUGUCGGCGACGAGGGCAGCCAUGCUGGUGAGGAUCAACACCCUGCUUCAAGGCUACUCGGGCAUCCGGUUCGAGAUCCUGGAAGCAAUGGCUCGCCUCCUCAACUGCAGCGUCACCCCAUGCCUGCCGCUCAGGGGCACCAUCACCGCCUCCGGCGAUCUCGUCCCGCUCUCCUACAUCGCCGGCCUCCUCACCGGUCGCCCAAACUCCAAGGCCACCACCCCUGAUGGCACCGCCAUCGAUGCUUCGGAAGGCUUCCAGCUCGCGGGGAUCGCCGGCGGAUUCUUCAAGCUGCAGCCCAAGGAGGGCCUGGCGCUGGUGAACGGCACCGCCGUCGGGUCCGGCCUGGCCUCCAUGGUCCUCUUCGAGGCCAACAUCCUGGCCGUCCUCUCGGAAGUUGUGUCGGCGAUGUUCUGCGAGGUGAUGCAGGGGAAGCCCGAGUUCACCGACCACCUCACCCACAAAUUGAAGCACCACCCGGGCCAGAUGGAGGCUGCGGCCAUCAUGGAACACAUUCUGGAGGGCAGCUCCUACGUGAAGAUGGCCGAGAAGCUCCACGAGCGGGACCCCCUCCAGAAGCCGAAGCAGGACCGCUACGCCCUCCGCACCUCCCCACAGUGGCUGGGCCCUCAGAUCGAGGUGAUCAGGAUGUCCACCAAGUCGAUCGAGAGGGAGAUCAAUUCGGUGAACGACAACCCACUGAUCGAUGUCUCCAGGAGCAAGGCUCUCCACGGCGGCAACUUCCAGGGGACGCCCGUAGGCGUUUCCAUGGACAACACCAGGUUGGCGAUCGCCGCCAUCGGGAAGCUCAUGUUCGCGCAGUUCUCCGAGCUCGUGAAUGACUCGUACAGCAAUGGCCUGCCUUCCAAUCUCUCCGCUGGACGCAACCCCAGCCUGGAUUAUGGAUUCAAAGGUGCCGAGAUAGCGAUGGCCGCCUACUGCUCCGAGCUCCAAUUCCUCGGGAACCCGGUCACGAACCACGUCCAAAGUGCCGAGCUGCACAACCAAGACGUCAACUCCUUGGGAUUGAUCUCGGCCAGGAAGACGGCGGAGGCUGUGGAGAUCCUGAAGCUCAUGUCUUCCACCUACUUGGUCGCGCUCUGCCAAGCCAUCGAUCUGAGGCAUCUGGAGGAGAAUCUGAAGAGCACUGUCAAGAACACGGUGGCCCAAGUCUCUAAGGGAGUUCUGACCAUGGGAGCUGAUGGGGAGCUGCAUCCCUCCAGGUUCUGCGAGAAGGACUUGAUCAGGGUCAUCGAUGGCGAGUAUGUCUUCUCCUACGUCGAUGACCCCUGCAGCUCUACAUACCCUCUGAUACAGAAGCUAAGGCAGGUCCUCGUGGAGCACGCCCUCAACAAUGGGGAGAAGGAGAAGGAUCCCAGCUCUUCCAUCUUCCAGAAGAUCGCUGCUUUCGAAGAAGAGUUGAGGACUGUCUUGCCGAGAGAAGUGGAGAGCGCGAGGGUAGCUCUCGAGAAUGGGAGAUCGGCCAUUGCCAACAGGAUCCAGGAGUGCAGGUCUUAUCCUCUGUACAGGUUUGUGAGGGAGGAGCUCGACACGGGGUUGCUUACGGGCGAGAAAGUCCGGUCGCCUGGCGAGGAGUUCGACAAGGUGUUCGAUGCUAUCUGCGAGGCUAAGGUGAUCGAACCUCUUCUCGAGUGCUUGAAGGAUUGGAACGGUGCUCCCCUUCCCACCUGUUAGGAUCACUCGGGAAAGGGACGAUGCUUCUCUGCUGCUGCUUGAUGGACCUUAUCUCAUUCGUUUCUUCUUUUGAUUUUUUGGAUGUAAAGGACCCUGCAAUGCUCUAUUCUGGCGGGGAAAAUGUGAUCCCGAGGUUGUUUGCCUUCGUAUUUUCUUUCUAACAUCUUUAUUCGUAUCUCUUCUUAAUAGUAUUUGGAGCGGAGUAAUUCUUUGUACGAGGCCCACUUUCUUUUAGCUGGAUUGUAGCACAAUGGGCGGCGAGAAAGGGAUGGAUAGAGAGAACGAAGAAGAAUAUGUUGGGAUUUUCGUGAUAGAUUCGAAGGUAUGUAUCUGAUAAAAAUAUGCAGUACUGGCUGCAGGUCUUUUUGGGA